AUGAACAAAUACAAGGGUCGAAAGAGUAAAAUCUCCAAAGACCAACCAAUAUCCACAGCAGACUUCCAGACUUUCCACAAACUUCAAGCUCUACUCUACCCUCUCAUGGCCAGUCUACAGGAUGAGGUGGUCUGUCCCAUAUGCAUUGAUAUUCUAAAGAAUCCUGUCACCACAGAAUGUGGGCACAAUUUCUGCCUCCAAUGCAUCACUAUGUGUAGGAUAGACAACAUUCUCAGAUGUCCACUCUGCCAAAAAUCAAUGAAGUGUAACGAACCCACUCCCAACAAGCUAUUGGCAAAUCUAGUGAAGACAAUCCAGGUUAUGGAUCCCUCAGAGAAACAGCCAAACAGGAAAGAACCGAAGUGUCUUCUUCAUGAGAAGAAGUUACAUUUUUACUGUGAGAAUGAUGGGCAGAUGCUGUGUGUGGUGUGUUGUGAAAAAAGGGAACACAAACUACACAAAAAACUUGUGAUAGAAGAAGCUGCCCAGGAUUACCGGGAACAACUUCAAUCACAGGUGAAAAUAUUGAAACAAACAGAGGAAAAUAUUGUAAAAUUAAAGAUGGAGGGAGAACAAAAGAUCGGUUCCUUCUUGAAUCAAGUGAAAUCUGAAAGGGAAAGGAUCAUUGCAGAAUUCAGAGAGCUCUAUCAGGUCCUAAGUGAACAAAGGACACUCCUCCUUUUACGGGUAAAAUGGUUGCAUGAGAAGGGAUUGAAGGAGAAAGAAUUCUAUGACAUAUGCUUUCAAAAACAGCUGGACUCUCUCAGGAAGCUUAUUGAUACCCUGAAGGCCAAGCAGGACUUGCCACCCAGUCAACUGCUCCAGGUUGUCAAAAUUGUUUUGUGCAGGAGUCAUGGCUUUCGAUUCCUCUACCAAAUCCCUAUUUCUCCAGACAUGGAGUCAACUCUCAGUAAAGCAAAAUCAGGACAUGACAACCUCACAGAAAGCCUGAAGAAAUUCAAAGACAAAUUUCAGUCUGAGAGAAUGGAAGAUAUAUCGAAAUUUUUCAAAGACAAAGGUAAAGACUCCAUACAGAACUAUCGUGGAACAAGGAACUCACCAUCACCAAACACCCUGGCCAACCCCACCUUUUCUGGGAGUACCACCGACCUUCCAUUGCUCCAGUCUCAAAGCCAGGGCUCUUUAGCUGAGGCUUCCUUUUAUCAAGCCAGAUCUGAAAACCAGCCCAGCAUUAGAGGACUCAAAACAGAAUCAACUUCCAUAACCCUGGAUAAGUCCUCGGCCCAUCCGGACCUCAUCAUUUCCCGGGAUCUGAAGACAGUGACACUGGAUUUCAUUCAACAGUCCGUGGAACCUACCGACCUCGCGCGCUUCUACCCCUUUCGCUGCGUGCUGGGCUCUCCGGGCCUCAAAUACGGGCGCCAUCAGUGGGAGGUGAUGCUUCGAGGGCCCGAAGGCGGAGGCUGCAUCGUGGGCGCAGUCUCCGGCCUGGUACCCAGGCGGGGCUGUCUAGCGAUGGAGCCCUCUACGGGCUUCUGGGUGCUUCGCAUCACCGGCUUUGAGUGUCAGGCGCUAAAUGGGGUCGACACCCACGAAGUUCUUCUGAUCCCCCAUCCGACAAAGAUAAGCAUCUGUGUGGAUCACGAAGACGGAGAGGUCACUUUCUACGACGGCACUACAAAGAACCACAUCUAUACUUUCCAUGCUUCCUUCCCUGGGGAGAUCUUUCCCUUUUUCCAGCUCCUCUUUGCAGAUAGAUCUGUGCGGGUCCCUUUGACUCCCGACAAGUGCGCUGGAGAUGAAGCAGACAGAAGGGGGCGGCCUUCUCAAAGCGUUGACAGCUGUCUAGCUUGGGGUGACCGCGGGGUUCUCUCGGAGGCCUGGGUAGACGCCCCUGCACUGCCCUGCCGAGCUGCGGCCUCAGAGGAGGGCGGGCCCGGGUGUCGGGCCAGGGGGACGUCUAGGGACAUGCAGGUCUGGAUCCGCAAGCACCCCUUCCGCAUGUUCAUUCCGAAUUACCCCCGUGCCAUCUCCUAA
Suncus etruscus (white-toothed pygmy shrew) is the source of this 1998-nucleotide messenger RNA. RefSeq names its product tripartite motif containing 31 (gene TRIM31). The transcript has 12 exons. The coding region runs from base 1 to 1998 and encodes 665 amino acids. NCBI's taxonomy places the organism in Eukaryota, Metazoa, Chordata, Mammalia, Eulipotyphla, Soricidae. Gene Ontology annotation, molecular function: protein binding; zinc ion binding. The record is from RefSeq and is a predicted model, not a curated record.